Trachemys scripta elegans is the source of this 6008-nucleotide messenger RNA. RefSeq names its product neuroligin 4 X-linked (gene NLGN4X). The record is from RefSeq and is a predicted model, not a curated record. Gene Ontology annotation, cellular component: postsynaptic specialization membrane; synapse; cell surface. Gene Ontology annotation, biological process: neuron cell-cell adhesion; presynaptic membrane assembly; chemical synaptic transmission. The transcript has 8 exons. Bases 804 to 3314 code for a protein of 836 amino acids. Lineage: Eukaryota; Metazoa; Chordata; Testudines; Emydidae. Gene Ontology annotation, molecular function: neurexin family protein binding; signaling receptor activity.
AGCCUGGACCUCUCUCCCUCUUCAAUCUCUCUUUUUCUUGCAGAUCAGUCUCUCUCUCUGUCUCUGUGUCUCUGCAUAGGCAAUCAGAGCUCUUACUCACAAACCCAACUCUCCUUCUUGCACUGAUUUUGUAAUGAAUUUUCUUCCUGAAUGUAGGUCGUUUACAACAGUAAGCGCCAGUUUCCUCCAAAUCCAGCGUUGUUGUUGCUUUUUUAUUUUUAUUUUUUGUGGUCGUUGCAUUCCUUUGGACAAGAAAAUCGCGUUGGAUUCCAAAAAACAGAGGGGAGCCUUGUUUGAAUAAUUCCUGUUGUCUGAUAUCCUGUCAGGAUUCCCUGGAAGAAUUUGGCUGAGUAAAAAAGGACCUCCGUGCAGCUGCAGCUAUCGCACUGUUAAGGAGAAAAAUUGUGUUGCAACUAAAAUGACGACAUGCUGCCUCCCACGGAGAGAUUGUGAAGCAUUCUCAAAAACACAAUUCAGUGGCUGAUUGAUCUUGUUGGAAUCUAUUGGAAGGAAUCAUUGUGCCAAUGAAGCAGAGUGACUGCUGACCACGUUCUCCUUCUCAGCCUGCUGGGAAGUACCACCAGGAUUAAACCAGCAUUGGAGCCUGGGGAUGGGCCUUAGGGACGAGGACUCCCUUGGUUGUCCUGACGUUGGAAUCUGUCUAUGGUCAAUCAACUGAGGCACCAACCACACUCAUUCUUAGGCUUUUAAUUACCUGAAAAUAUUACGUGUUGCCUUUCACUUCAUCUCCCUUUGUCUCCCUGGCUGUGGAAGACAGUGCCCUGCUGAUGUUGAUAUAAACAAUGUCAAGGCCAAUGGGACUCCUAUGGCUGCCUUUGAUCUUCACCCCAGUUUGUGUCAUGUUGAAUUCUAACUUCCUUUUGUGGAUAACUGCACUAGCUAUAAGAUUUACCCUCAUUGAUGGCCAAGCACAAUACCCUGUUGUUACCACGAAUUAUGGCAAAAUACGUGGCCUAAGAACACCUUUGCCCAAUGAGAUCCUGGGCCCAGUGGAGCAGUACCUGGGAGUUCCUUAUGCCUCCCCUCCAACUGGGGAGAGGCGAUUCCAGCCCCCAGAACCUCCCUCCUCAUGGACUGGGGUUCGGAAUGCCACGCAGUUUGCUGCCGUCUGCCCACAGUACCUGGAUGAGAGGUCACUGCUCAAUGACAUGCUGCCGGUCUGGUUUACUGCCAAUUUGGAUACCGUUGUGACAUAUGUGCAAGAUCAAAAUGAAGAUUGCCUGUAUUUGAAUAUCUAUGUGCCCACUGAGGAUGGAGCCAACACAAAGAAAAGCGCAGAUGAUAUAACCAAUAAUGAUCGCGGUGAAGAUGAAGACAUUCAUGAUCAGAACAACAAGAAACCUGUUAUGGUCUACAUCCACGGGGGAUCUUACAUGGAGGGUACUGGCAACAUGAUUGAUGGGAGCAUUCUAGCAAGCUAUGGAAAUGUCAUUGUUGUAACGCUCAACUACAGGCUGGGGGUUUUAGGUUUUCUAAGUACUGGAGACCAAGCUGCAAAAGGCAAUUAUGGAUUGCUUGACCAAAUCCAAGCUUUACGAUGGAUUGAAGAAAAUAUUGGAUCCUUUGGAGGAGACCCAAAAAGAGUUACUAUUUUUGGAUCCGGAGCAGGAGCAUCCUGUGUUAGUCUGCUAACACUAUCUCACUAUUCAGAAGGUUUAUUCCAAAAGGCAAUCAUACAGAGUGGAACAGCCCUGUCCAGCUGGGCAGUGAACUACCAGCCUGCCAAAUACACUCGGAUAUUGGCAGAUAAAGUGGGCUGCGACAUGCUGGAUACCACUGACUUAGUUGAAUGCCUUCGGAAUAAGAACUACAAAGAACUCAUUCAGCAGACUAUCACUCCAGCCACGUACCACAUUGCCUUUGGGCCUGUGAUUGAUGGGGAUGUGAUUCCAGAUGACCCUCAGAUUCUAAUGGAGCAGGGAGAGUUCCUUAACUAUGACAUAAUGCUAGGUGUGAACCAAGGGGAAGGCUUAAAAUUUGUGGAUGGCAUUGUGGACAACGAAGAUGGUGUUUCCCCAAAUGACUUUGACUUUUCCGUCUCCAAUUUUGUGGACAAUCUGUAUGGCUAUCCAGAAGGGAAGGAUACGCUCCGGGAGACCAUUAAAUUCAUGUACACUGACUGGGCAGAUAAGGAAAACCCUGAAACACGAAGGAAGACCCUGGUAGCUCUGUUUACUGAUCACCAGUGGGUUGCCCCAGCUGUUGCUACAGCUGACCUGCAUGCCCAAUAUGGCUCUCCAACAUAUUUCUAUGCAUUUUAUCACCACUGCCAAAGUGAAAUGAAACCAAGCUGGGCUGAUUCAGCACAUGGUGAUGAAGUUCCUUAUGUGUUUGGCAUUCCCAUGAUUGGUCCCACCGAAUUGUUCAACUGCAACUUCUCCAAAAAUGACGUCAUGCUCAGUGCAGUAGUUAUGACAUACUGGACAAAUUUCGCCAAAACUGGAGAUCCAAACCAGCCUGUUCCACAAGACACAAAGUUCAUCCAUACAAAACCCAACCGUUUUGAAGAAGUGGCCUGGUCUAAGUAUAACCCUAAAGACCAGCUCUAUCUGCACAUUGGCCUGAAACCCCGAGUUCGGGAUCACUAUCGAGCAACAAAAGUCGCCUUCUGGUUGGAACUUGUACCACACUUGCACAACUUAAAUGAAAUAUUUCAGUAUGUUUCCACAACAACUAAGGUGCCGCCUCCUGAUAUGACCUCAUUUCCUUAUGUCACCAGACGUUCUCCUGGAAAGUUGUGGCCAGCGACAAAACGCCCAGCAAUGACACCAGCCAACAAUCCUAAACAUUCAAAGGACACCCACAAAACAGCCCCAGAGGAUACAACUGUCCUGAUAGAAAACAAGCGAGAUUAUUCCACAGAGCUGAGUGUUACCAUCGCAGUGGGGGCAUCCUUGUUAUUCCUCAACAUUUUAGCUUUUGCUGCAUUGUAUUACAAGAAAGACAAGCGACGUCACGAGACACACAGGCGCCCUAGCCCCCAGAGGAACACAACCAAUGAUAUAGCGCACAUACAAAAUGAAGAGAUUAUGUCAUUGCAGAUGAAACAACUAGAGCAUGACCAUGAGUGUGAAUCGCUGCAGGCACAUGACACCCUGAGACUAACCUGUCCACCUGACUACACCCUUACUUUGAGAAGGUCCCCAGAUGACAUUCCACUAAUGACACCCAACACCAUAACCAUGAUUCCAAAUACAUUAACAGGAAUGCAACCUUUGCAUACUUUCAACACCUUCAGUGGAGGACAAAACAGUACUAAUUUACCCCAUGGACAUUCCACAACUAGGGUAUAGCUCUGCCAUUUCCCCCUCUUACCCCACAAGCCACUUGGAAGAAAAAGAAGUAGAGAAAAGAGCAUUCACCAUUGAACAACUUGUUAAAAAACAACAACAAAAAGUAAACACGAAGGGCAGUCCUUAUUUUCUUACUGAUCCUUCCCAUAGAAACUCUCUGAUAUUAAAAAUCAGCUUCAAACCCUGUGAAAUGUGAAACAUGUACAUUGCUGUUAUGAUACUGCUUUAAGAUCUCAGCCGCUUUGAUUGAAAGUUGAUGCCAGAAGAAAUCACUUGAAAGGAUGUUUUGAGAGUAACAAACAGAAGCAGAAUCUUCUGGAACACAGAGCCAGUGACUGUACAGUUUUUUUAAUAUAUGAAAUAAAAACAAAAACACCAGUUCUUUAUGUGCCAUACCAUGACUGGCCCUUGUUAAAACAAAGACAUCACCGUGGGCUUUUAUCCAGCAUAAGAAGCUGUAACCAGAAGGGGGAAAUAGGAUUUUAUUGUUAAAAAUAAGAGGACUAUGCAGUAAAAUACGUAUAGUUCUGUGCAAAGAGAUGACUUGCCAGCCUGAACUAUAUUUAAAGAAACUUUGUAAAAAGUGUACAUAGCUGUGAGUUUAAAAAAAUAAGCUUUUAUUGACGUUUUCAGUUUGAAAAGAACUUUUAGAGAUUGUGCUUUCAGUUGUGACCUAUGUGUAUAUACAUUAGUCAUAUCACCUCUGUUUCCUCCAGACCAAAAGGAGGAUUUUCUUCUUAAUUACUAGUGGUGAACAAAGACAUGAGUUUUUCUAACAUGUUUCAUUUAUAGGAGGACAUGGUAUCAUACACAGAAUACAGUUGUCUGUGUGACCUGCGUAUUUUCCCUUACAGGUUACAGAAGUGCAUGUUAAAGCAUUCUUAGGAGACAGUUGUUUUUUAGAUUUUUUUCUUUUCUUUUUGUGUUAGCCUUCAUUAAAUUGCAACACAGAGAUGGAUCAGAAAAUGGAAAUCACGAUUAUUGUUUUAAGCUUGUUGAAUUGAGCAAAGAAACAACAAUACAAUGAGUCCAGUUUUGUAGUUCUUGGUUAUUUUAAUACAUUAGGAAGACUUGCUUCACAAUCUAGUGCCCUGACAAACUCAAAGAAAACCUGCCUCUUGGUCAGUCUUUUAUGAGGAAAACUAGCUCUAUAUUCACCAGCAGCUGCAGAAGAGCUUUUGCUGAGGAAGCACCCACUCAGCUUUGCCAAACUGAGGGAAAAUGAAAUUUGACAGAGAAAGGGGGUGGGGUGGUUUGUUUGGUUUUUUAAAAGUGGAAAGGUCAUGACUGAUUGGUAUGAAAAGAGCUUUUUCAGCCAGUAUCCCGUUAUGGUGAUCAAGAGUGCACCUGUCUGAAAACUCUAUUUUUGCUGGUUAAUUAUAUAGCUGUGACAAAACCAGUCAAUAUUGUUGAGAACUAAAAAGAGAGGUAGCUAAAUGUGCUCUGUGUGAAUUUAUAUGAAAAUUCUGGACAGCUUCAUUGUCAGUAAAAGGUGAAAUUAUUAUUCUCCCCUGCCCUCCCUUAACUGGGGAACUAAGGGCAAAAACAAGCUGUCGCACAAGGGGCUCAGCAGUUUCAUUUAAACAGCUGAUUCAAGUGCGAAAAGCUAGACAUGAAUUAUUAACUGAUGAAGGUUGUUUAUAUUUUGUCGCUAGAAAGUGACUGCAUCAUCAAGAGAUAGUAACCAAAGAUAUUUGAACAAAGUUGCUCUGCACUUGAACAUGACUAUCCCAGAUGUAUUUUGUAUUUUUAUUUCAGUACCAAACUGGGCACGGCACCGUCAUAUUGUCUGUCCCAUACAGAACCUAACACAAGAUGCCUUCUACCUUUGUGAUAAAACACUUUGGAAUAGCCAGCCCGUGAAAUGAUAUUGUAGACAAUGAUAUCAAAAUCUGUGGGCUCUGCACAACUCCUUGCUGUGUGUGCAUGGCAGAGAAGUGGGUUCUGAGAGAAAUGAAAAGAGAUUUAAUACAGUAAAAAUGCAUCAUAUGACCAAUCAUGUUUUAUACGUAAGAAGACAGAUAUGUUAUGCAGAUUAGAAAGUGUUGAAGCAACAGUCCCAACCUGCAUCUAGUAGCAAAUGGAAAAAUUUCUUCUUCACUGAUCCAUCCCAUAAUGUUUAUUAAAGCUGACUCUUUACCAGGCCAUUUCCACAACCUAUGUAUUGCCUCAGCUGAGAUGCAGUAGUUCAUGACUCUAAAAAAAGGCAGUGAUGCUUGGCAUCAUAACCAGUUGGGUAUAUUUGUAAUGUGAAUUACAGUAUUUGUUUAGUACUUCCAAUUGUCUUCUGCUAGCAAUAUGUACAGUAAUGUGUCAGGCUUGUGACAUUUGGGUAAAAAAGUUCCUGUAAGUGAAUGAUUUUAGCUUUUAAAAAUAAUUAUGAUCAAGUCAAUUUAAUAAUUUAAUACAUCUGAAUUGAUGUAUGAUUUAUAAAUGGAAAAUAUUUAUAGAAUCUUCAUAGAAUUCUAUAAUAAUGAUAACAGAAUAUACUUGGCAAAGAAAAGAAAACAAGAACUUUCCCAGGCUUAUAGUCUUGACCUUAAGAGGCACGCAGGGUUUAAUGGUUUCUUUUGUUAUUGUUUUGCAAAUUUUUGUUUUUGCCUUAAGUAAUGAUAGAAGAUAUAUAUGGCUGGACACAUAUGUAUAAACUUUUCAGCAGCAUUUUUAAUAAUAAAAUAUCACAGUAUUUUCUAA